This is a messenger RNA of Tympanuchus pallidicinctus (lesser prairie-chicken), 2834 nucleotides long. It is a transcript of the gene SEPTIN4, whose product is annotated as septin 4. Gene Ontology annotation, biological process: cytoskeleton-dependent cytokinesis; regulation of exocytosis. Gene Ontology annotation, cellular component: septin ring; microtubule cytoskeleton; synaptic vesicle. Bases 12 to 1511 code for a protein of 499 amino acids. The record is from RefSeq and is a predicted model, not a curated record. The transcript is spliced from 12 exons. Lineage: Eukaryota; Metazoa; Chordata; Aves; Galliformes; Phasianidae. Gene Ontology annotation, molecular function: GTP binding; GTPase activity; molecular adaptor activity.
AGGGUGGAGUUAUGCUAAUGUCCCUCCUGUUCCUCCCUGAGCCUGGGCGCAGCCUGUGCCACUCACAGCAUCUCCCUGCCACGAGUGACAGCGGCUGGGCCAUGGCCACCUGCCCCGAGCUGCAGCCUCUGCAGGAGAUCAAGCGCUUCCUGAAGGAGGAUUCGGAAGAGGCUGAGCUCACCCAGUUCCUCAGGGACUGCCCUCCUGCCGACAGCCCCCGCAAAGUGGAGCCCCCUGAGGGCCGGCGGGACUCUGGCCACCCCCUCUGUGGGAGGGCCCCCGGUGAGGAGCCUGCCGAUGAGCACGACGUGCGGUCCUUCUCUCGCCCCCGACCCUUGGACACCCAGCAGCUCAUCAUGGCCCCCCCACCGCCCAGCCCCUCACGGCCGCGCAGCCCCUGGGGGCAGCUGGACCCCUACGAUUCCUCUGAGGAUGACAAGGAGUACGUGGGCUUCGCCACGCUUCCCAACCAGGUCCAUCGCAAGUCAGUGAAGAAGGGCUUUGACUUCACAUUGAUGGUGGCAGGGGAAUCUGGGCUGGGCAAAUCCACCCUCGUCAACAGCCUCUUCCUGACAGACAUGUACAGGGACCGCAAGCUUCUCAACGCUGAAGAGCGCAUCACUCAGACGGUGGAGAUCACCAAGCAUGUGGUGGAUAUCGAGGAGAAGGGCGUCAAGCUGCGCCUGACCAUUGUGGACACGCCGGGCUUCGGUGAUGCUGUCAACAACACUGAGUGCUGGAAGCCGGUGGCUGACUACAUUGACCAGCAGUUCGAGCAGUACUUCCGCGAUGAAAGUGGCCUCAACCGCAAGAACAUCCAGGACAACCGCGUGCACUGCUGCAUCUAUUUCAUCUCGCCCUUUGGCCACGGCCUCCGGCCCCUGGAUGUGGAGUUCAUGCGGGCGCUGCACCAGCGCGUGAACAUCGUGCCUGUGCUGGCCAAGGCUGACACCUUGACACCUGCUGAGGUGGAACGGAUGAAGAAUAAGAUCCGGGAGGAGAUUGACCACUAUGGGAUCCGCAUCUAUCAGUUCCCUGAGUGCGACUCGGAUGAGGAUGAGGAGUUCAAGCUGCAGGACCAAGCGUUGAAGGAGAGCAUCCCCUUUGCUGUCAUCGGCAGCAACACGGUGGUGGAAGCCAAGGGACGGCGUGUCCGUGGGCGGCUCUACCCCUGGGGCAUCGUGGAAGUGGAGAAUCCGUCUCACUGUGACUUUGUGAAGCUGCGCACCAUGCUGGUGAGGACCCACAUGCAGGACCUGAAGGAUGUGACGCGUGAGACGCACUACGAGAACUACCGCACGCAGUGCAUCCAGAGCAUGACCCGCAUGGUGGUGAAGGAGAGGAACCGCAACAAGCUGACACGGGAGAGCGGCACGGAUUUCCCCAUCCCUGUCAUCCCCCCGGUGCCGGAUUCGGAGACGGAGAAGCUCAUCCGAGAGAAGGAUGAAGAGCUGCGGCGGAUGCAGGAGAUGCUGCAGAAGAUCCAGAAGCAGAUGAAGGACUCCCACUAACCCCCUCCCCCAGCCCCUCCUCCUCCUCCUCCUCCUCCGGCCGUGCCCCACGCGGAUCAGAAAUGUUUACAUCAUGCUCCAUCCCAGCCAAGCUCUGAGACUCGGUACCAACAACACCUCUCACCUUAAGCUGCUGCAGUGUCGCCUUAUGGACUCGGGGAUGGCGAGGGGAUGGGGUGCACCUCCCAGGUUCCCCCAGACAUUGUCCCAGUCCCUCCUGCGCCCCCUGGGCUGGGCACAGUGUUGUCCCCACGGCUUUGGCUCCCUCUGUGUCCCUCCUACCCCAGGUAUCUUCAAGAGGCCACAACUGCCCUAUUGCCCAUGGUCUUGUCCCUGCCUGCUCAUGCUGUGAAGGAAGAGGGAAGGAGAGGACUGCUCCCAGUCUCACAAAUUGGGGUCUGUACCACUCAAGAUAGGGGUGGAAGGGAAAUCUGAAUGACAGAAAUUCAGUGGCUCCUGGAGGCCACAGGUCACCCUUGGCCAGGGUCUCCCCUGCCAACAGAGGAGGUUCUGAUGACCAACGGUGUCCAGCCCCGUGUCCUUGUCACAUUCCCUGUCCCAACGGAGCAUUGUCCCAUGGGAGCACUGGAUGGCUCAGGCUGGUGCACAAGGAACCCUGAGGAAACACCAUCUCCCCCAAACACCAUCUCCCCCAAACACCAUCCCUCCAACCCCAAAUCACAGUGAGCAGAGACCUGACCCCAACUUGUUGGCCCUACAAAGCAAUAAUCACUGUCCCCCUGCUCGGCAAGAGCUUUGUCCCUGAUGGCAUUUCGGCUGCUUGCUUGUCCAUCGUGACACUGUGUCCCCCCAGAUGUCCCCAUCCACGCUGCUUCCUGGCAGAGCACCCCAACUCCCCGCUUCCCUCAGGCAAUGGGGAAAGAAGAAAGGGGACAGUGAGGCAGCACGGUGGCCCUGAGGGCUGGAGGCAGAGCUGGGGGCAUGGGGACGUGUCCCCUCUCCGCCUGGGCCACCCUUUUUGGUAUCCCCUGGGUGGGCUUGAGCCUCAGCCCCACAGUCCCCAUGUCGUAGUUUGGAUGGCUCAGGCUGGGUGGCGGUAGGGACAGUGCCAGCAGUGUCCCUGUGUCAGCACAGCCUGAGGGGUCCCUGCGUCAGCUCGCCCGUGAGCGGGGACCUGCAGGCUGGAUGAGCACUUUCCUUUUUUAUCUCGCUAUUUUCUUACUGAAGAACCUACCUUUGCAUGAUGGCCAUAGAUGCGUUUAUUAAAGUAUACAAAGAAUAUAGGUUUAUAAAUUCGUAUAGAGCUAGUGGAAAUAUUUUUAACCCCUCCACGAACGUUCUCAAUAAAUACAGCUGACCUGC